This is a messenger RNA of Acanthoscelides obtectus, 11235 nucleotides long. Lineage: Eukaryota; Metazoa; Arthropoda; Insecta; Coleoptera; Chrysomelidae. The record is from the annotation of a GenBank genome assembly.
GAAUGACUAUGGACUAAUGUAUGGACCUGACUGUCUUUCUCUCAGAGGGUCAAGUUUGUGCUGAACCGAUAACGACGUUGUGUGGGAACUUCAGAGUCAACCUACUUGACACUAUAAAAGCGAACAUGCCCGUUUCAACUAUGAACAUUUAGAAUCAAUAUUUUUUUCUGCUGUUUCAGGUGAAAAUGGGGUGUUUCGGCAGCAAGGACAAGCUGUCCAAGGAAGAUAUGGACUUCCUGAAAUCGCACACUCGAUACGACGAAAGUACGAUCAAAGAGUGGUAUAAAGGAUUCAAGCAAGACUGUCCAAAUGGUCGACUGACGCCGGCAAAAUUCGUAGAUAUGUACAAGAUGUUCUUCCCUAGCGGCAACGCAGAAGAAUUCUGCGACCAUGUCUUUAGAACAUUUGACAUGGACAAAAACGGUUAUAUUGAUUUUAAGGAAUUUCUGCUAGCGAUAGACGUGACAUCUAGUGGAACACCCGAAGAAAAACUGAAAUGGGCUUUCCGGAUGUACGACGUGGAUGGAAACGGCGUUAUAGACAUACAGGAAAUGACCAAAAUCGUCCAGGCAAUUUAUGACAUGUUGGGCGCCUGCUCCGCAAAUCGUCCGGCGGACUCGGCCGAAGAGCGCGCCAAAAACAUUUUUGCCAAAAUGGAUGAAAAUAAUGACGGACAACUCACACAGGACGAAUUCCUCAAAGGAUGUCUGCAGGACGAAGAAUUAUCCAAAAUGUUAGCCCCUUAGAUGUAGGCUGCCUCAAAAAGUGAUAGUGUAUACUGACACUGACAAACUCGUUUUUAAGAGGUGACUAGGAUAUGGACACGUGAUGAGUUAGAUAGAUUCGGAGCAAGUGAAAAUGGUGGGAUUGGGAUUGUGAUGGUAUACCGACCCAUGAAGAGUCUCUGUCUUUAUAAGUACAUAUAUGGUAGAGCUUCCAUUUUCUAAAUAUGAUUAUAUGUUUAAUACCAAUAGGUAUUUCAUAACAAAUUCUAAAUGUUGUUAGUAUUUUAUGUCUAAAAAACACAGUGUACUAGACAGUAUUCUGGAAUUUAACCUUCUCUUUUCUUCUUCUGCUUCUAUCAACUGUCUACUUCGGGGUAAAGACUCGUAAUGAUUUUACAAUUCUGUGUAGUCCAAAGAUCAUAGAUAGAGUGUGAUUGGUAUAUAGAAGUGUAAUGUGACAGGAGUAAAGGUAUUUGACCAUCAUGUCUAGAAAUCCCAUAUUGUACUCACUUGUUCUGUGUGUGUGACACAACACCAAUGAAUAUAUUUCAUUUGCGCAUCAAAACUAGCAAAUUUGUGCGAAAUUAAAAGGCGGUGAAAAGUGUUUCAAAAAUUUGUAUGUCCGUACAACCCUUCGUUGUAUACCCCAUAGAAAUUUCCGCAACUUGCUUGAAAUUUGGGAUUUCGCACUUGUAUUUGUACAUACAUGUUUUAUGUGGGAAGCUGUGGAAGACUUGAGUGACUACGGUGUAUUUUUAUUAUAUUUCUAUUACUAUAUCAUAGAUUCUACUAUUGUAGGAGCUACUGUCAGUUAAGUAUGAGAAGAAAAUAGAUUAGAAUUUACCAUAAUCUAGUUCAACAAAAUUAAUAUCUCUAUGAUAUGUAAUAACCAUUUCCUUCGACGAAUUGUGAAAUUAAGACGGUUAUAGGAGAGUAAAAAUCUGUUAUUUAUAUAUCCAGAAUUUUGAACUACUGUAAAUAACAUUCAGAAAGGUAAAGCGAAAAAAAAUGUACCAUAUAUACAUAGAGUGUGAUCUAAAAGUCCCGGAACAGCCAGAUAUUUAGAAAUAUUUAAGAUGUAUGAUUAUUGUAAAUUAGUACAUAUCCAGGAUUUUCCCAUUUCAGUGAUAACCCUGAAUUUAACUUUGAGCAUAACCUCGAAAGUCCAAAGUCAUGACGUUUCUUUGAAACGGGACCCCGUACUUUUAACCAUGAAAACGCAUAGAACAUACAAUUGAGGUUAUGGUGAAUCUCGGUUUCAAGAUCAUCAGUGAAUAGAUAGAGACAAAUUGAAGCUCCUACUGCAUUUAUAGGAUGAGUCUGACGUUCAAGGUCAAAAUUUCACCUAAGGUCAUAUCUGAACGUUAAAUUUCAUGUCAUUGUAUUUUUAAGAAUUUUUUUUGGUGAUGAUUUGACCGUCACGAUCAAGGUCAAAUUCAAGGUGUUCACUAAGUAGCUGGCGAAAAAUACUGAACCUUUUCUAUUCAUUUUACUAUACCUUUUGAAUAUUCUCCUUAUUAGUUAUUGGUCUAAUAAUCAGUAGUAGCAGGUCCCAGACUGUCGAUCGUGGAAGUACCACCCCUCUUAAGCGGGGCCAUAAUGUGUCCAUGUAACCUGAACACGUGUUUCCUCACUAGAGUUCGUGUGACGUCCCCCUUUUCCCUGUAUCCCCCAUUAGCCUCAUAGUUCUGACCGGUAUUUAGGCAAUAGGCCUUCGUGGUGGUUCAGGUAUAAAAAAAGACCAUGCUUUUCUAGACUUUUGGAUCACCCUCUAUACUAUAUAUUGUUCAUAUCCAGGGUACCCGAAUUGCAAGAUUAUCCGAAAAUUCGACAUACUUAAAAAAAUCUUCGGUCUUACAUUAUGCAACCCGCGAUAGCAGUAUAAAUGCACUUCAUCAUGGUGAAUACCAUCGUGCUCGCUACCUACCAAGGAGUAUUGGCUUUAUCAGAAAAGUUCAUCAUAAAUGAACCUAUAUCAAUACUUUGUGUCUAUUUAUGCCAUAAUAUUGUUAAUUACGUUUCAAAAUCAACAAUAUUAUGUUCAGGUUCCUGAUGUGUAGAAAGAAUUUUUCCAAAUCCUUAAUCUGUUUAACGGAAACAUUCAUGACAUACUUUUGUUUGUACGGAGCACGUUUUUACAUUUAAUAUACUAACGAAAAGCGCAUUGCAAACUUUUUUAAUCAAAACUCGACGCGUUUGUUUUAGUUAGCUCCAGUUUUACAUCAAGAUGAAUGUUUCAAUGGUGAACUGACACGUUGCAGCUCGGUCAAAAGAAGUGAAUAGAUUAAAAAAGUAAUUCAUUUAGAAGCAUAAAUAUUUAUGCACAGAUAUUUUCUCCUUGGAGUUUGCAGGUUUUUUAUACUGUUUUGAUGCAAGAGUAGCUAAAUGAAGUUCGGAUGAUAUUAGUAAAAUUACCUAUUACAGGAAAAAAAAUUAUGAUCUACAUGAACAGUAAUUUGCCCAUAGGGAUUUGCCAACUAUAAUAAAAAAUCACAGCCGCAAACUUUUAGAAAAUACGUGGACCAGCAUAAAGCUUUUAAAAAUUACUGGUGCUGUAAUUCUAGCAUAACGUUCUUGUCUAUAUAAUCAUAUCAUUAGAGAUUUUAAAAAAAUCAUACUCAUACUGAAUACUCAGUAUGGUGCUCUAAAAACAAUCUAAACCAACGUUAUUAAAUAAGACAAAAACUGGUUGUGUACGACUUAAUAAAAUUGAAGCCUAACAAUGACCAAAAAUCAAUUGAGUCAAUUAAAUAAAGCUAUGUGAUCCUUUUUCAAAUCUAGUAUUUAGGUGUAGUUCUCGAAUUUUUGAUCCCAACAUUUUGUAAGUCCCAAAUAGGUGUUUUUUGGAUCCAACAAUAAUGGAAAUUCUGAACAUCUUUAUGAUUUACUUACAUACAGAUUUUUUAACCCAAGAUCAAACAUUCAUCUUUAUUCUGUUUCAAAAAAGUUGAAUGCAAAAAUCCUUUUUGCUGAAUCAAAGAAAUCAACGUUUUUAGAACCCAUAAAGAUCUUAGUCUUCAGUUACACUUGUCUUAUCUCUAAUAAGAAUAUACCGUAUCUCAAGGUCAAACUCUAUUUCACUCAUGGGCUGUUAGAAAUGCGGUGUUGGCGUUUGACAAUACUACAAUUUGAGUUGGAGGAAAAACAUGAUAUUUUCCUACAAAACUUGCGUAUGAAGAAAGUAGUAAUUAUGAGGUCUGAACUGAAUUCAUAUUGUUAUGUGGCACUUCUUUAUAAUUACCUAUUUAGAAGAAUUACCAAAUCUUUGUCUAGUUAGAAAUUGGUAUGCACAAGUAUAAGGACCAGUAAGUCAGAGGGUAAAAACAAAGUCUCACUUAAACUUUACAAAAAAAUACCUAGAUGUCGUCAUCAAUAUGAAUGUAUUCUACUUACAUUUUAAGCAUAUCAUAUAAAGUAUAAAGUUUGUAGAUCCUUUUUCUAAAACCAAAUCAUCUACCUUCCAACCAGUGAUGGGCGUUUACAUAUACUUUGUCUAGGUUUCGAUGUAUGGCUUGUUCGUACAGUAGUCGAUAACUUGUCGGUGACUGUCAAAAUCAGAAUCAGAGAGAUGUUACCUGUUCGUACAAUUUCUGACUGUUUGUCGACAGCUAAUCCGCUGUUCGUACAGAACCUUCUAACAGUUCGGAGAACGCCAGUCAAUCACUGUCAGUGAUAGCUGUCCGAAUGAGUCGAAACUAUCUUGAGAACUGGUAUUGCUUCGCAAAAGACAUUUACUCUUCUCUAACGGACAGUCUGGGGACACUUUCGCACCGGUGGGUCUUCGGCGAUCUAGCUCCCUUCUACCGCUAAGCUAAAGGCUUUGCUCCUAAAAGCUCUCCUCGAUGAUGCCGCCGCGCGAUGACUUGUCACAUAUCCUCGGCUGACUACGGCCUCCGAUCCUAAAAGUGUCGGUCUUCGUAUAUCCAGAACUGACCGAUUUGACCGCUCCUAUGUCGCUAGUGUAUCGAGAUUGUGGGGAGAUAAGGAGGCUUUUCCUAGUUUUACCAAUCUCAGGCAGUUUAAAAAACGGAUUAACAAAGUUUCUUCAAGCUCCUCAUAGCCGUCUCGCUGCCCUGGCAUUUAAGCUUUGCCUGCGCGGCUGCUUCGGAGUAAACAAAACUAUGAGCGAUAUAUUAAGCAGUGAACACGCGGGAAUGUCCGAAUUUUCUUUGAAAGAGAGAAUGAAACCCAAAAACCUGAAUUUUGUGGAGGAAAUAGUGCCACAAUUCAACAGCAACGAGUUCUUGUAACAAUUUCGAGUGAGCAAGUAAGUCGCAGAAAAAAUUUCGGUGAAAUUCCGUGGUAGUAACCAUUUUAAAUAUGAGACAGCCCUAUAUGGAAAACUAACCCCCUAUAAAGAAACCUAACCUGUAUAUAUGUACUUUCAAGGUUUGCUGGAUAAUCAAACAGCCAUCUUCAGGGAUGUAGCUGAUAGGAUCAAUGUUUCCGUGAGUAUCCUUCAUGCAGUUAUAACCAGAUUGACCAACUUUUUGAGUAGUCUGGCACCAGAAAUCAUGAAAUAGUCAAUAGAAAAAGAAAGAUUUAGGACAAAGCAGUAUUUCUAUAAUAAAAGUUGGUGUGAUAAUAAUCACCUCAAAAUUUCUCAGAUCUGUUAGGUUGCAGAGAAUAGUGAUGGCGCUGUAUUGUUGCGCUCUCGAGUCAAUUAUACGAGUACGGAUAUUCGGCUAUAAGUUGUCCUCACUAAAGUUUUUAUAGGACUAUAAGUUCAAUAUGACAUUAUAUGUUUUCAAUACGCAUUUCAAAAUAUCGUGGAAUAUUUUAGGUGGGAUAACCAGAUUAAAUAUUAUAAAAAAAUCAAAAAUGUUACUAUAAACUCAAAAUGCUGCUAAUACGAGUAUUCGUACAGAAAGGUAUACGCGAAUUCAUGUAAUACGGCAUCACAGCCUGGGGUGCCGCCUGCAAGACAUAUUUCUGACCUAGAUAUAGCACAAAAAAAUGUGUUGAAAGCCAUUUCAGGGAUUAUAUUUGUCUAACAACUUAUAUCAGGGAUACUUGAUACUAGACAACUUUAUUUCUUACAUGCCACCACCUUAUACCAUAAUCAAAAAGAAAUCUCAUAAACCCUCGAUUUCGAAUAGGCACCCAAAGACACACAAUACAUUAUUCAAAAAAUCAUUUAUAUUUUUAGCAGCUAAAUUAUAUAAUGUAGUACCAUAAGAAAUAAAAACACGUAAAUUUGAAAAAAAAAUGGACGUAAAUUCAAAGACUGCUUUGUAGUAUGCAGCAUGAAUUCCUACUUUUUUUUUCUUUGUCAUUCGAUGACUUUUUAAAUGAGAGUUGAAUAGGAAUUAUUGAGUAAAUCUGCAUGACAUUUUUUUGGUGCUUUUAUUUUACUGGAAUGAGUACCUGGUUAUUCCCUCUAGAGAAAAAUUCAAGCACUUUCGGGUAAUUGGACGAUAAAUCCUAGAUCAUUCUGGUUUACAAAAAAUCAAAAUAGCCGAACUUUUGCAAAAUACGUUACAUUCGAAUUAUGGUUGUACUUGAUUUCGGACUCUGACAAUUUACUGGACAAUAAUCUGCCGACUAAUUUGACAGUCAGAAGUUUCUGUACGAACAGUAGAUCAGUUGUCAGUAAUCGGUCCAAGCUCCCUCAGCCAACUCGUGAACGUAUCAUGUACGCAAUCUAUACAGUCAGUGACGUGUCAGUGACAGCUAACUGAAUAAACUAGGUAAACUUGUGGCCAACUGUCAGUUUACUGACUGACAGCCAACAGGCUGUAGGAACAAACCAUAAGACAAUGCGUAGACAAUGAAUACAACGCGUAUACAAUGUAAACAAUACGUAUAUAAUUUAUAGAAUAACAUAGGUGAGGUUAGGUUUACUCGCAAAUGUCAAACAUUAUCGAACCGACAACUAUAAAAACAUUAUGGUCGGGGGAGCUAACAAGUAAGAUAAUCGAUGAACUAGAAUUCAUUUUGCUUAAAGAUGGAAGAAAAGAUUCCAUCAUGAGCUGUAUCUGUAAAAAAAGGUUUUCUAAUUCAAUACGUGGCUUGAAAUCGGGUAAGUUAACGUUUGUCGUACCGUAAUAUGUGGCUAUCGCACUAUUGUACCAAUUUUUACUUGCCUAAUAGAAGCACAUAUCAAAUCAGAAAGUACAGUAAGAAGAAGUAAGUAAAACAGGUAUUACUACUUACGAAUGACCGAUAACGUCAUUGCGAAUCCAAAUAUUGAGGAUACGGACGACGCUGGAUGAAUUUAGUCAUAUGGGCGGAUUUUGUUUCCAGAAUGAAUUUCAUUUUAUGUUAUUUUAUAAAUAUUCCUAAUUCAUUUAAAACUAAAAUUCUGUAUAUGCAAACAAUAAGUACCGUUUUCUAAUAAUUCAAAAUUCAGCUUUAUAAACAUUGCUUAUAUGCAAGUGACCUAAUUGAACUAAUAUUUGCUAUUGUAUAUAUUGUCUACAUUGUCUUCAUGAACAUCAAGAUAUAUACAAUUACAAUUGUAUACCCGUGUACAAUGGUGUAUUUUACUUGAUGUGUACAAUGCGUUCAUCACUACUUUCAACCCAAACCAAAUGAUUUAAACUUUACAUAUCUCUCGAAUGUCUUAGAUAUACACCCAGAAGUCUGAAUUGCAUUUUUUCAAUCAUCGUUCAAGAUAUAUCUCCCAUAAGCAAUUCCUUCAAUUUGAAAAACAUUUUUUGUGAAUUUAUUGAAACUGUUUGAUUAUUUUUCCUCUUCAAUAGUCAAUUUUUCAUAUAAUUUCAAUGGCUUUUCUGUAGACAAAAAAAUAGUAAAUGUACUUAAGUCCAACUGCUUCAUGUUUCAAGUAUCUCCUUUUUGAUUAAAUAUAAGCAUUUCUAUUAAAAUCAAAAUGUAGAAAAUGUCAAUGUCAACCUUAAAAAUGGUAAGUUUUUAUUAGAACCGUACAAAAGACGUUCAGUGUUCGCACAAAAUUAAUUUUAUAUCAUGAUAUUAACUAGGACAACUCAAUUUUACAUUUUAAUGAGUUUAAGCAACGUAGUGGAGUUGUGGAUUCAUUUUAUCCAAUUUUGUUUUUUAAGGAUCUAAAAUUUUUUCAUCAUUAUUUUUAUUUUACCUUUUACUGAGACAAUUUGAUUUUAUAUCCUUGUAAAGUAAUUAAAAUCUACUGUUAUAUAAACUAAGCAUAACACAUACAUAGAGAUUAAAUGUGACUUUGGAGUUUUCAUAGUGUAACGUAAGUGAGACAUUACAAGGCUUGAAAUUGCGUGUAUACAGUUUAUCCAAAGACUUAAGGGAUAAGUUGAUCUUAGAAUUGAUAUUAUAUUCUCUCUCGCUGCGCUAAAGUUACGUUAUAGAAACUCCGAGAGCACUCCAAGUCCCUCCAUACUCCAAACUUUAACAUCUCAAAGUGAACCUAUUGAUCGUCUCUAGCAUUUACGUGGCUCUGUGUGUUGUUUAUACAUAGGCGAGGUGAAAUUCUCGUAUUUGUGGAAGAAAUUAUCCAAUUUGACUUAAAACAUGUUUUUCCAUAAUCACGUUGGGGCCAGGUGUGAAGGCUCAUGGGUUCGAAUCCCAGCUUCGCACUAGAUCGGUGCCAGAUCAAAUAGGUAUCAGUUACCAUUAGAUAAGCAUGUGGAAUAGUACAGUUUUGGUACAAGGGGCUCGCCAAAAAGGGUUAAAGAUGGCCUAGUUGCCAGGCUUCGCCUCCCCACAACUACUGUUAUUACACUAUAAUGCAUUGCAAAUAAAUUACAGAGCUUUAAAUCAAACUAGGACUAAAAUAAUUAUCGGGGUCUUGUAGGGGGAGCAUUGGACUUCAAUUUAGACACUUUAUAAUCUCCAAAACGAUAAUUUUUAAUUGAAUAUUAAAUCAUUGAAAAUUACCAUUGUUAUUGUUUUCCACACUUUAAAUAGCUAAUAACUUGAAAACAGUCAACCUAAAAAAAUACUUUGUCCUAGGCAAAAACAUAUUUUUUUUACAAAUUGUCUAACAACUUUACAUCGGGUUACCGCUGAGUGAACUUUUGAUUCAUGUUGGGGGACAUCCAACAAACCUUGGUUAUUAAUCAAAAUGGAAAACUCUGCCAUAAAUGCAAGGUCUUAGCCUCAAUUAAAAUAACCCACAUGCCACCUAAGUGCUGUUAGUGGAACAUUGCAUAUUGCAUGUCGUUGGAGAGAAAUCAAUGUUCACCAUUUCCAUGCGAAAUCGUUCUUGCGUUGGAGGAACAAAUUAGCUGUCUACUGGGUGGUCAAAAAACAAUGCAAUCUUCAUUUAGGUCACCUAAAGUAGUCGCAAUUUUUUGAACUGGGUCACUACGAUAUCCUAAAUAACUAUGAGUAACAUAUUAUCAACUGACCUCAUAGUCGAGAUCCACGUCCAGCGGCAAAAAUGUCAGCUGCAGAUAUCGCAAUUAUUGGGACCCAUUAGGUACUUAAGAUUUUAAUUUGAUCAUCUUUACAAACCAUAUCAUCACUGUAAAAAGUACUGCAGCAACUUGAGUGCUUUAUUCUGUAAGACCUGCCAUUCGGUCACAAUGAGUAAAUACCCUUUCAUCGAGCUUUUGAGAGUACAUUACCCACAACAGAAAGUAUGGAUCAGUGGAUCAAAACCUACUUCAACAAACUUCUUGAAAUAUUUCCCAUCCCGAAGUAUUUCACGCGAUCCAUACUUUUUAUUAAAACAGUAUCACGAAGUAUCCAUCCUUUAUUAGAAAAUUUAACUCUUAACUCCUUGCAACUAAAAAACAUCAAAUCAAUCAAGAAACACGAAAUUCGAGAUCGUCAACGAUGAUACCAAAAAAUCAUUCAAAAAGAAAAAUGGAAAAAUUGUAAUACUCCAUUUACACAACUCAUACCAAACACAUCGAGCUCCUUGCGUGUUUGAGCACUUUUACGUAGAGUCCUAAAUUUUUACAUGAAGCAAAAAAUAAAUGAUAUUGCUAGUUUGCAUGUUUUGAUACAUAACACAACAAGCCUGGUAUCGGGCGCACUCUCAGCCAAUUAACCUCAAGAAUCCAGCGGGUGUCGGGAAUAGAGGUUUAAUUGUCUGUUUUUUUCUGGCCUCUCUGUAUAAGUUGCGCUCCAGCCUUUAAACGAUGUGUAAAACCUACACCUUCAGUGAUGCUUUAGAAGUAACCCUGAGUGUUGCAACCGUGUCAUUGAUUUUAAGGUAAAGUUGUUUCGUGUUAUUCUUUAGAUUUUGAAUACAUCCACUGCUCAAAAAUGUUUCUCACCUACUAAUUUUUUUAACGAUUCAAGUUAGCAAGCUGCCAGCUAUUUUAACGAAAAUAUGACAGUUGACAAUUCCAAGAUGUUGGUUGGGCGCCAUUUCAGUUUAUUUUAAAUCGACUGGGACCAUGUUACUCCAUUUUGAAGCUCCUUAUCAAUACUUGAUAAGCCUCAACAACCAUCAACACGAUGUAAUAUCAACCCUAGUUUUUUCUCCUUCUAAAUAUGCAAUAUCCGUUUAAAAAAUGACAGAUUUCGACAUUUCUUUUAAAUGAUUUAAAUCAUAUCUUCCAUAUUGCAUUAGAUAUUCUUUCCAAGAGUAGAAUAUUGAUAUACAUACCAUAAAGGCUCUGUAUGUAAGUUCCACUAUUUGAUGAGUUAUCUGUUAUCACAUUUGAAAUUAAAGGUGAUAAGUCCCGUCAAAAUCUGAUCAAUAGUUUCACUCAUAUACACUUUAUAUAUCAAUAUAUCAUCUUGUUUAUAUACAACUAUCUAUUAUCUAUAGAAUAUACUAUAAUUUUUCCGCUUGCAUUUAUUAUUUUUAUACCAAACGUGUGAUCUAUCAUGUGAAAUGAUGGCGACGAGAUGGUCGUAUAUGUAUUAUCAGUCUUUAUCGUCAUAUUUUUCUACUUGCACAUAUUGUAUAUUAUGUAAUAUUAUCAUAAUCUAGAUGUUUAAUCGUAUCAUGUUGUAUGAAUGGUCUUCAAUAGAAAUGGUUCAACACGUUCCAUUUGUGUAGUCUAGGUGACGAAUCAGUAGAAAUAUGAUAAACAUAGCCGAGGCGAAAACCUCGUAUUCGUAGAAGAAAUUACCUUCUUGUUUGCGUAAUAACGUUUGCUGGAUGUUAAUAAUAACUUGAUAUUGACGACAAGCGGGCUUAGAGCUAAAAAAAGGCAGCCUCUUUUGUUUGAUAUUUGACAGCCCGCCUGAUACUCCCGAGUGACAAGGAGAGUAAAGCAUCUUCACAAUAAGCAUCCCGUAAGGAACAACUGAGUGUUUAAUCAAACAUCAACGUUAAUAAUGUUAGUACUUCGGAUUGUCAAAUCAACCAGCACGUGUCAGUAAUUUUUUUAAGCUACUGAUUUGUCUUCCUGACUAAAUAUGUUUAGAAUUAAUAAAUAUUGUACAAAGAAAUUUUAAAAAAUGACAUCAAUGGAAGUACUAGCCAAUGAUACCUGUUGGUGUUCAUUUUUAAAGUUUCUUAUGACGUAGAUAUUUACUUGUUUGACAAAACUGAGGCCAGGAGCAUUUAGGAAACAAAAUGUAAUUAACACGACGUCAAAUAUAUUGUCUUUGAAUUUUUAUCACUUAAAUAUUAUGACAAUUAAAUAUUAUGCAU